Messenger RNA from Rhopalosiphum padi (bird cherry-oat aphid), 7101 nucleotides. RefSeq names its product zinc finger protein 507-like. NCBI's taxonomy places the organism in Eukaryota, Metazoa, Arthropoda, Insecta, Hemiptera, Aphididae. The transcript is spliced from 6 exons. The coding region runs from base 302 to 1606 and encodes 434 amino acids. The record is from RefSeq and is a predicted model, not a curated record.
UAUUGUAGUCAAGCCAGUCCCGCGUUUGUUUGUCUUCCGGUGUUGUUUUUUAUUAAUGUUUUCCCCUCUGUAGUGUGUGUCGUUAUUUGUUAAUAUUUUAAUUUUUAACAGCGGUCGCAGUCGCAACGGCGUCGUUCAUUUGUUUGUUACGCAAUGGCCGCCGUCUCACGAUCCGCUUGUUCAUGUAAUUUGACUGCGCGCGUUUUUUAUUUUUUUUUUUUUGUUAUCUGUAACUGAAUUGUUUUGAGUAGUGCAUCAUCGUUUUGUUUAAAACUCAAAUUUUCUUUACUUCACAAAUAAAAUGGGUCUCUGUUUUCUUUGUGAUGCAAAAUUGUUUGGUGAACGUACACGAGUCUGUUCAAGCAUUACACCUCAUAGUAAUGUACCGUAUCCAGAAAAGAUAGUUGAACUUCUUGGAGAUGAAUUUGUUGUUAUUGUUACCCCUGCUGAUCACAUGUGCAAAAAAUGCACAUCACUUUUGACUCAUAUGGACAAGUUGGAAAAUGAUUUGAAACUUGUUAAAAAUGCAAUGUUGUCAUAUAUACAGAAGAAAUAUGGAAUAUUGCCUCCUGAUCAGGCUGUUAAGGGUGUUGAGAUUGUCAAUGGACACUUAAAGGCAGAAGAGCAACUAGAACAGGGUCAGCGUAAAGUACCUAGUGGUCUAACAGUAGGAGUUUCUCCCACUGUGACUACUGCUGCCGCUAGUUCAGUUCAAACCCCAUUAAAAAUGUUAAAAACACCACAGCAGCAGCAGCAACACCAACCACAACAUCAUCAACAACAAUCACCACAACAAGAUGGUGCUAACAAAAUGAAAAUAUACAAAUGCGGUUUUUGUACAUUUCAAUCAAAAGAACUUGGACAUGUUAGAUUUCAUAUGCGCACUCAUAUGAAUAAAAAAGAACCCGAAAAACCUAUUCUUAAUCAAUCAGCGGCUAAAGCAUUAACUCCGGUACCACAACAAAAAAAACGACUCUAUAGGUGUCAAGUAUGUUCCAAAUCAUUUGACAGUCGAAUGAAUUGUCUUGAUCACAUUCAGAAAGACCAUAAUCAACCAACUGCAUCAACGUCUAAUGGGGAAAGAGAAACUGAAGAUUCUCGUCCGGUUACUACAACUAAAGCAACCAAGCCGGAACCAUCCAAGACUCAAGAAAAUAAUCAACAAGCGGAGACUCCUAUGGAUGUAGACGAUAAUCAAAGAGGUCACAAACAAGGAACUGUAGAUACGGAUAUGAUGUUGAAUGACAAUGUCCCUACUGAAGGAUCUGCAGAUAACGAACAAGAAGAAGAAACUGAAAAUGCAGGCGAAGAAGAAGAAACUGAAAACUCUCAGGACAAUAAGACAGUAAAAGAAGGUAAAUCCAUAAAAAAAUCUGAAUCUGGGCAAGAAGAAGCCACAGGAGAAGAAGAAGGGGAUGAAGAAGAUACAGCUGUGCCUGAACAAGAAGAACCAGAUCAAGAAAUUCCGGACAGUGUUGAGAAAGAUGUUGAUGAAGACAGUGCGAAUGCAGAGAACAAGACAGGAGACUUAGACAUAGAAUCCAUGUUAGCCGCAAUUCAUAAUGAUAAUCCUACAAACAGCGAGGAUUCAGAAAACAAAGUUUAAGGUUUUUACAACUUAUUUAAAAGUUAGAAAUCAGUUUUGAAUAUAAAGGAUUAAAUUAAUAAUUUAUUAUUCUCUUAGGGUUUUAUUAUAUUUUUACAAUAACUAUUUUUAAGGAACUUAGUUUAGGAGACUAUACUAUUUAUUUUAUUAAUAGACUUAACCAAAUUAAUUUUAUAUAUAUGCACAUAUAUAUAUAUAUAUACUGAAAUGACUAAAAUAAGAAGUACAAUUAAAAAAAAAAACACUCAAAAAUGAUUCAUAGCUUUUGAAUAAAAAUCAAUUUCAUUUGCAGAUAAAACAAUAACUAUUAAAAUUUAAAUCUUGUGCUGCUUAAUUAUAAAAUAAAAUUUCAAAAACCACUGGUUUCUAUUACUAUAACAAGUAUUAUUGUCUGAUAUUUGUGAUUAAGGUUAUUUUUAAAAGAAAUUAUUGAGUUACCCUCAAUAGGUAAAAUAGUAAAUACUAAUAUGGACACCAACCCUCGUUUUACUUUUAAGAUAAGUUCAAAAGCAUAUAAUUAUGUAUGAAUAUUUGUAAUAGUUUUAAUAACAUUACCUAAAUCAAUAAUAGGACAAAUGUUUAUCAUUCUAUGAAACAAAAAACAAAACAAACUGAAAUAAUAGUAUAUAAAAAAUAAUAUUUAUUUAUUAGAAUCUAUAGUAGUUAUACAUUUUACUUAAUUAUUUCUAAUCAAUUAAAUCCUCAAUGUAUAAGUUAAUAUUACAUAACAAUAUUCAAUUUUAAACGUUACACACAAAACCCAAAAAUUAUUUUUAGGACAAGCUCAUUGGCUGGCAUUUAAACAUAAAAGAUUCCUUGUGAUAGUUUUAAUAAUUUAUGUUAAAAUCAAUAAUUAUAUUAAUAUUAGACUAACUUAGCAUACUGUAAAAUAAAAAAUAAAAUUAAAAAAGAAUCUAUAAAGAAAUUUUAAAAAGUAAUUAUUAGUUUGUAGUAUUUUCAAAGGUAUUAAUUUUAGUUUAUUUUUUGUAAUAUAUGAACUCCUAAAUGUAUAAGUGACUAUUACAUAGUAAUAUGCAGAGAUGUUAACAAUUCACAAUUAUAAUUUUAAGGACAAGUUCAGAGGCAUUUAAAGCCAGAAUCUCUGUCAUAGUUUUAAUUAUUUUUGUUUAAUCAAUAUUAAUAUUAACAUUAGACUAACUUAGUAUAUCGUAAAAUAGAAAAAUAAAAUUCAAAAUUAAUCUUUAAAAAAAAUUUAAAAAGUAAAACCCAAAAAAAUUAUUAUUUUGUAGUACCUUCAUAGGUUAUUAAUUCUAGUUUAUUUUUAUAUUUUAUGAAAUCCUAAAUGUAUAAGUGAAUAUUACAUAGUAAUAUGCAGAGAUGUUAACAAUUCAACUAUCAUUAUUUUAAGGACAAGUUCAGAGGCAUUUAGUGCCAGAAUCUCUGUCAUAGUUUUAAUUAUUUUUGUUUUAAUUAAUAAUAAUAUUAACAUUAAAUUAACUUAGUAUAUCGAAAAAUAUAAAAAUUAAAUUCAAAAAAAAAUAAUUAUUUUGUAGUACCUUCAUAGGUUAUUAAUUUUAGUUUAUUUUUGUAAUUUAUAAAAUCCUAAAGCCAUAAGUGACUAUUACAUAGUAAUAUGCGGAGAUUUAAACAAUUAACAAAUUAUUAUUUUAAGGACAAGUUCAGAGGCAUUUAAAGCCAGAAUCUCUGUCAUAGUUUUAAUUAUUUUUGUUUAAUCAAUAUUAAUAUUAACAUUAGACUAACUUAGUAUAUCGUAAAAUAGAAAAAUAAAAUUCAAAAUUAAUCUUUAAAAAAAAAUUUAAAAAGUAAAACCCAAAAAAAUUAUUAUUUUGUAGUACCUUCAUAGGUUAUUAAUUCUAGUUUAUUUUUAUAUUUUAUGAAAUCCUAAAUCCAUAGGUGAAUAUUACAUAGUAAUAUUCAGUUGUUUAUUAUAUUCAAAUCAUUAUUUUAAGGACAAGUUCAGAGGCAUUUAAUGCCAGAAUCUCUGUCAUAGUUUUAAUUAUUAUUUUUUAAUUAAUAAUAAUAUUAACAUUAAAUUAACUUAGUAUAUCGAAAAAUAUAAAAAUUAAAUUAAAAAAAAAAUUAUUAUUUUGUAGUACCUUCAUAGGUUAUUAAUUUUAGUUUAUUUUUGUAAUUUAUAAAAUCCUAAAGCCAUAAGUGACUAUUACAUAGUAAUAUGCGGAGAUUUAAACAAUUAACAAAUUAUUAUUUUAAGGACAAGUUCAGAGGCAUUUAAAGCCAGAAUCUCUGUCAUAGUUUUAAUUAUUUUUGUUUAAUCAAUAUUAAUAUUAACAUUAGACUAACUUAGUAUAUCGUAAAAUAGAAAAAUAAAAUUCAAAACUAAUCUUUAAAAAAAAUUUAAAAAGUAAAACCCAAAAAAAUUAUUAUUUUGUAGUACCUUCAUAGGUUAUUAAUUCUAGUUUAUUUUUAUAUUUUAUGAAAUCCUAAAUCCAUAGGUGAAUAUUACAUAGUAAUAUGCGGAGAUUUAAACAAUUAACAAAUUAUUAUUUUAAGGACAAGUUCAGAGGCAUUUAAAGCCAGAAUCUCUGUCAUAGUUUUAAUUAUUUUUGUUUAAUCAAUAUUAAUAUUAACAUUAGACUAACUUAGUAUAUCGUAAAAUAGAAAAAUAAAAUUCAAAAUUAAUCUUUAAAAAAAAUUUAAAAAGUAAAACCCAAAAAAAUUAUUAUUUUGUAGUACCUUCAUAGGUUAUUAAUUCUAGUUUAUUUUUAUAUUUUAUGAAAUCCUAAAUCCAUAGGUGAAUAUUACAUAGUAAUAUGCAGAGAUGUUAACAAUUCAACAAUCAUUAUUUUAAGGACAAGUUCAGAGGCAUUUAAAGCCAGAAUCUCUGUCAUAGUUUUAAUUAUUUUUGUUUAAUCAAUAUUAAUAUUAACAUUAGACUAACUUAGUAUAUCGUAAAAUAGAAAAAUAAAAUUCAAAAUUAAUCUUUAAAAAAAAUUUAAAAAGUAAAACCCAAAAAAAUUAUUAUUUUGUAGUACCUUCAUAGGUUAUUAAUUCUAGUUUAUUUUUAUAUUUUAUGAAAUCCUAAAUUCAUAGGUGAAUAUUACAUAGUAAUAUGCAGAGAUGUUAACAAUUCAACAAUCAUUAUUUUAAGGACAAGUUCAGAGGCAUUUAAAGCCAGAAUCUCUGUCAUAGUUUUAAUUAUUUUUGUUUAAUCAAUAUUAAUAUUAACAUUAGACUAACUUAGUAUAUCGUAAAAUAGAAAAAUAAAAUUCAAAAUUAAUCUUUAAAAAAAAUUUAAAAAGUAAAACCCAAAAAAAUUAUUAUUUUGUAGUACCUUCAUAGGUUAUUAAUUCUAGUUUAUUUUUAUAUUUUAUGAAAUCCUAAAUCCAUAGGUGAAUAUUACAUGGUAAUAUUCAGUUGUUUAUUAUAUUCAAAUCAUUAUUUUAAGGACAAGUUCAGAAGCAUUUAAAGCCAGAAUCUCUGUCAUAGUUUUAAUUAUUUUUGUUUAAUCAAUAUUAAUAUUAACAUUAGACUAACUUAGUAUAUCGUAAAAUAGAAAAAUAAAAUUCAAAAUUAAUCUUUAAAAAAAAUUUAAAAAGUAAAACCCAAAAAAAUUAUUAUUUUGUAUUACCUUCAUAGGUUAUUAAUUCUAGUUUAUUUUUAUAUUUUAUGAAAUCCUAAAUCCAUAGGUGAAUAUUACAUAGUAAUAUUCAGUUGUUUAUUAUAUUCAAAUCAUUAUUUUAAGGACAAGUUCAGAGGCAUUUAAUGCCAGAAUCUCUGUCAUAGUUUUAAUUAUUAUUUUUUAAUUAAUAAUAAUAUUAACAUUAAAUUAACUUAGUAUAUCGAAAAAUAUAAAAAUUAAAUUCAAAAAAAAUAAUUAUUUUGUAGUACCUUUAUAGGUUAUUAAUUUUAGUUUAGUUUUGUAAUUUUUAAAAUCCUAAAGCCAUAAGUGACUAUUACAUAGUAAUAUGCAGAGGUUUAAACAAUUAACAAAUUAUUAUUUUAAGGACAAGUUCAGAGGCAUUUAAUGCCAGAAUCUCUGUCAUAGUUUUAAUUAUUUUUGUUUAACCAAUAUUAAUAUAAACAUUAGACUAACUUGAUAUAUCGUAAAAUAGAAAAAUCAAAUCAAAAAGUCUUUAAAAAAAUUUUAAAAAGUAAAAUCCAAAAAAAUAAUUAUUCUGUAGUACCUUCAUAGGUUAUUAGUUUUAGUUUAUUUUUAUAUUUUAUGAAAUCCUGGAUUAAGUGACUAUUACAAAGUAAUAUGCAGACAUGUUAACAAUUAACAAAUUAUUAUUUUAAGGACAAGUUCAGAGGCCUUUAUUGCCAGAAUCUCUGUCAUACUUUAAUUAUUUUUGUUUAAUUAAUAAUUAUGUUAAUAUUAGACUAACUUAACAUACUGUAAAAUAGAAAAAGAAAAUUCAAAAAGAAACUAUAAAAAAAAUUAUAUUGUAGUAUCUUCAUAAGUUUUUAAUUUUAGUUUAUUUUUUGUAAUAUAUGAAUUCCUAAAUGUAUAAGUGAAUAUUACAUUGUAAUAUGUGGUUGUUGAUUAUGUUCAUUAUUUUAAGGACAAGUUCAGGGGCAUUUAUUGCCAGAAUCUCUGUCAUAGUUUUAAGUAUUUUUGUUUAAUCAAUUAUAAUAUUAACAUAAGACUAACUUAGUAUAUCUUAAAAUAGAAAAAUAAAUUUCAAAAAGUAUCUAAAAAAAAUUUUAAAAAGUAAAAUUCAAAAAUAUAAUUAUUUUGUAGUACCCUCAUAAGUUAUUAAUUUUAGUUUAUAUUUUGUAAUUUAUGAAAUCCUACAUGUAUAAGUGAAUAUUACAUUGUAAUAUGCAGUUGUUGACUUUACUCAUUAUUUUAAGGACAAGUUCAGGGGCAUUUAUUGCCAGAAUCUCUGUCGUAGUUUUAAGUAUUUUUGUUUAAUCAAUUAUAAUAUUAACAUUAGACUAACUUAGUAUAUCUUAAAAUAGAAAAAUAAAUUUCAAAAAGUAUCUAAAAAAAAAAUUUAAAAAGUAAAAUUCAAAAAUAUAAUUAUUUUGUAGUACCCUCAUAAGUUAUUAAUUUUAGUUUAUAUUUUGUAAUUUAUGAAAUCCUAAAUCCAUAAGUGACUAUUACAUUGUAAUAUGCAGUUGUUGACUUUACUCAUUAUUUUAAGGACAAGUUCAGGGGCAUUUAUUGCCAGAAUCUCUGUCAUAGUUUUAAGUAUUUUUGUUUAAUCAAUUAUAAUAUUAACAUUAGACUAACUUAGUAUAUCUUAAAAUAGAAAAAUAAAUUUAAAAAGUAAAAUCCAAAAAAAAUUUUUUUUUGAAGUACCUUCAUAAGUUUUUAAUUUUAGUUUAUUUUUUGUAAUUUAUGAAAUUCUAAAUGUAUAAGUGAAUAUAACAUAAUAAUAUUCAGUUGUUGAUUGUACUCACAAAAACCAAAACAUUAUUGUAUGGACUAGUUUAUUGUAUUGUAAGUAGUAGUUAUUCAUUUAUUAUUAUUAUUUUUUAAGAUAUUGUAUUCUAAAUUUAUAAAAUAGUGUCUAUAUUUAAUAAUAAAAAAAAUAUUUUGGUGUAAA